Punica granatum (pomegranate) is the source of this 1658-nucleotide messenger RNA. NCBI's taxonomy places the organism in Eukaryota, Viridiplantae, Streptophyta, Magnoliopsida, Myrtales, Lythraceae. The record is from RefSeq and is a predicted model, not a curated record.
CGGGGUGCAAGAUAGAAUUUUCUAAAAAUACCGACGAGAGUGGGCUGCCGUCUUUUCCCCUUCUGCAGUAAGUUUCCACCAUUGCCAAGUUCCUCCGACCAGUUCGAACUCCGGAGCUCCUCUUAAGUCAGAGCGAUCCUAAGGUAGUCCAGUCCCGCUGGAAGUCUCAAUGGCGUCUGCAUAUCCGCAGCCCCUGCAGGCGCGCGCAAUCGGCGAACAGGUCGGAGAAGUGGACGGGGAGUGCGAUGACGACGACGAUACCAUGGAAGAUAUGGAGGAAGCCAGCCAUAGCAACGUGAAUUCGGGUAACAGUUGUGGUAUGAACUGUGGAAAUGGUUAUGGAGGAGUCGCCUUAGCUCCGAGGACGAAUGAGCUCACUAUUUCUUUCGACGGAGAGGUCUAUGUGUUUCCUGCUGUUACUCCUGAGAAGGUGGUGCUUCUUAAUUCCGAGAUGACGCAAUACGUGCAAGCACUGCUGCUGCUUCUGGGGGGAAGUGAUGCACCGAGCAUUGUGCCCGCAGUGGAAGUACCCUAUGAGCAUAACGGGGGCUUAGGUGAAAAUUCAAAAAACUCGAACCGCUUGAGGAGGAUUGCUUCUUUGGUAAGGUUUCGGGAAAAGCGCAAGGAGAGAUGCUUUGACAAAAAGAUUCGAUACACAGCACGAAAAGAAGUUGCGCAGAGGAUGCACAGGAAGAAUGGACAAUUUGCAUCAGUAAAUGAAAGUCAUAAUGCUUCAACAUGGGAUGCCACUCAAAGUUGUUCUCAAGAAAGAACUCCUAUUCCUGAGACUUUUCUUCGGAGAUGUCAACAUUGUGGCAUUAGUGAAAGUGCUACUCCUGCAAUGCGCCGUGGACCAGCUGGUCCAAGGACCUUAUGCAAUGCAUGUGGGCUUAUGUGGGCAAAUAAGGUUCACUUAGUUCUGCAUAUUUCCAUAGGUACAUUGCGAGAUCUCAGCAAAGGAGGGAAGAAUCUUUCUGUGGACCAAAUUGAACCAGAAACACCAGUUGAUGUCAAGCAUGCUGCGCAAAAUGGAGGACACUUCUGUGAAUAUCUGGAUGAUCAUGGAGUUUCUGGAGGUUCUUCCACAGACGAUCAAAAGCUGAAUGACCAAUCUGUGCUACCUGAUAACAGAGACUUUACUGAAUCUGAUGAUAUAAUUGCCCAGACUUUGCCCAUGAUUGCUAAUUCUUCGGCCGAUGAAGAUGAGCAGGGAGUGGGACGUCUUAUUGAGUUUGCCAAUCCACUUGCUACAGAUAUUGGCAUCCCUCUUGACUUCAAUUAGAAGUUCAACACGACAUACGUACAGGCUAGAGAGGCUGAUUGUUCGUGACAGGUUAGGUAGGAAGCAACAGUUUAUGUAGGCGUGACAUGGAAGUAAAUAUAUAGACAACGGGCCCUAGCGGGUAGGUUGCAGAGACUACUUUAGUUGGAACAGGGGAAUGGCUGAUUUUACUCUGUUCAGAAGAUUGCUGCUCGUUCAAUGUUGAGAUAAGUUUACUGGAUGGGCAUCUAUUAAUAAGAGGUGACCCAUGUUUAUUGUGCUUAUCAACAUCUUGUAGUACAAAACUCUCAAGUUAAUCUCAUGUUCAAUUGUUUUCUGCUGUAAAUCUGAAAGGAGGAUCGGAUGAUGCUUAGCGUGCAUGUUUUGGUUUUGAUUA